Messenger RNA from Empidonax traillii (willow flycatcher), 834 nucleotides. RefSeq names its product kinase suppressor of Ras 2-like. The record is from RefSeq and is a predicted model, not a curated record. Gene Ontology annotation, biological process: calcium-mediated signaling; Ras protein signal transduction; protein phosphorylation. The annotation marks the transcript as partial. Gene Ontology annotation, cellular component: cytoplasm; cytosol; plasma membrane. Lineage: Eukaryota; Metazoa; Chordata; Aves; Passeriformes; Tyrannidae. The transcript has 5 exons. Gene Ontology annotation, molecular function: protein kinase activity; ATP binding.
CCUGUGUAAAGGACGGACUCUCUACUCGGUGGUGAGAGACGCCAAAAUCGUCCUGGAUGUCAACAAGACGAGGCAGAUAGCACAAGAGAUUGUGAAGGAUGACAAAGAGAAAACCAGUGGGGAGAGGGUGGGAGGGCUGCUUGGCAGUGGCGCUGUGCCCCCCGUGGUACCCCCAUCUCCAUUUUUUGGCAGGAGGGAGAACAAGCUGCGGAUCCAGAACGGCUGGUUGUGCCACCUCGCCCCCGAGAUCAUCCGCCAGCUGUCCCCGGACACCGAGGAGGACAAGCUGCCCUUCUCCAAGCACUCGGAUGUCUUUGCUCUGGGCACCAUCUGGUACGAGCUGCACGCGCGGGAAUGGCCCUUCAAGACGCAGCCGGCGGAGGCAAUCAUCUGGCAGGUGGGAAGAGGGAUGAAGCCCAACCUCAGCCAGAUCGGCAUGGGCAAGGAGAUCUCGGACAUCCUCCUCUUCUGCUGGGCCUACGAGCAGGAGGAGAGACCCACCUUCACCAAGCUCAUGGACAUGCUGGAGAAACUGCCAAAGCGCAACCGUCGCCUCUCCCACCCCGGGCACUUCUGGAAGUCGGCAGAGCUGUGACGGGAGGAGUCGAGGGACGGUGCCUUCCUCCCCCAGCAGUUCUCCUCUUCCUCUCCGCGUCCCACCCUGUGCCGAGGACGAGCAGCGGGCGCCGGGGACCGACAGCGGGACGGGAAUGAGAGACGGGAAUGAGACGGGAAUGAGACUCUUCCCCCGCACGUUUCACCCCGGGAAGCCUCUGCAAGGGCUGGAGGAGCCGGAGCGGCGGCCGAGCCCCCGGAAUGCCGGGCUGUGGUGGG